AUGUUAGUAUUUGCAUCAUUGGUUAUUACUAAACAGCAAAAAGAAUGUAUUGUAAAUCUUCUCGCAUUAUUAACAAUAUGCAUCGUAUCAAGUAAAGGUACACCAUAUCUUCAGUUCAAAACACCAGAUCCUGACUGCAUAAAAAAUGGAACCAAGUACUAUCCGGAUCCAUAUAACUGUACACAAUACUAUGUAUGUGAUGUUCAAAACCAAAAGGUGCUAAAGGAGUGUACCCAAGGUAAAUGGUGGAAUGAUUUAAUACAAGCUUGUGAUGUUAUCCAAGAUGGUGUUUGCUGUAUAGAAAGAAUACAAGUAUAUUUAAAAGCACUAAUGUCAGUUCUCAAUGUCAUUGACAAAAGGCUUCGUAGAGUAAAAGAGUUGAAAAUAGUAGGGCAGACGCCAGAAGAUAAAAGAGGUAAAAGUAUAAGUCGGUCUCUUCAUCAAAACGUCCGUGAUAUUUUGAGUAACUACAUAAAGUCCUUUCCACUUAAGGAGUCACACUACUCGGGUAAAAAGAUUUGCUACCUUAGUGCAGAUUUGAACUUCAAAAAAAUGUGGACUUUGUUCUGUGAACCGUACUCAGAUGGUAAAGUAAACCAAACAGUAUAUUGGAGACACUUUAAAUAA
Messenger RNA from Diabrotica balteata, 627 nucleotides. Lineage: Eukaryota; Metazoa; Arthropoda; Insecta; Coleoptera; Chrysomelidae. The record is from the annotation of a GenBank genome assembly.